AUGCCCAAUGAUGCAGGUGCUCCAAUGGAGGAUUUACCACAAGAUGGUGAAGCGCUCGAAUUGCCGGACGACCUUGAUAUGGGCGAAAAAGGAGAGGUUAAUGAGGAGGAGCAAGGCAGCGGAGACAUGGACGAGCUCAGUGAAAUGGCGGACGACAACAACGAGAAGCAACGAGAUGAUGACGAACACGACAUGGAAUACCAAGAGCAACUAGAGGCUACAGAAGACGAGCCAGGCACCCUGCCAGAAGAGAAUAGAGAUGCCAUUGCGCAGCCGGAUGAAGUAGAGGGAAGCGGACAGCAGGAUACUCGGGGCGGCGGUACUUCUAUGCUCGAACUCGGGACUGAAGCAAACGCGGACAGAGACAUGGAUGAGGAAAUGCACGACGCGAAUGAAGCUCUAAAUACAGACCAACAACCCGAGGGCAAUAGUGGCAUGGGCAACAAUGCAGAGACAGAAGCCACUGCCACAGGAGAAGCCCCAGUUGAAUCGAGACAAUCGAGCGGAAAUCAAGAGGUGUCGAUGUCUGACCAAGUACAAACAACACCACGAUCCGUCGCAGAAGCUCUGUCUCAAGUCCGCCGCAACUAUCAGGAGAUUUUAGAGAGACUCUCUCAAGCGAAUCACCUACCAGCAGACAAGACAGAGUUUCAAUCUGUGGAGCAUGCUGUUGAAGAAGACGAGAAUACUCAACUAGCACUUGGUACCGCCGAAGAUGAAAUCGCUCGUCUGCGUGAUCUCAAUCUCAUCGAUGAGACUACCGAGAAGCUUGAUCAAGAGGAUACAGACUUGGUCGAUUUGGAAGAUGAAGGUUCCCACCACCAACUCACGCCGAAGCAAACUCCAAAGCCUCUAUCCAGCUCCGCCCAGAAGGAAGGCAGUGGCGAAAGGUCCGAAGAAGCCCUCGUUGGAGACGAGAUUCGUCGUCAAUUUGGAACUCAAAAUGGCCGGGCAGAGCUUCCAUCUUCGGAACGCCAACCUUUGACAAGCGAUGAUGUCGAGUCAAGGUUGGUGGCCUGGCAAAAUGAUCCAGAGUGCACUGAGAGCGCGGAGACAAUGUGGCGUCUGUAUUCUUCGCUUACCCACGACCUCGCCUGGGGCCUCUGUGAACAACUCCGACUGACCCUCGAGCCGACAAAGGCCACACGACUGCGCGGAGAUUACCGGACGGGAAAGCGCCUGAACAUGAAGAAGAUUAUUCCCUACAUUGCGAGCGAGUAUACAAAGGACAAGAUCUGGCUCCGUCGUACACGCCCAAGCCAACGCGAAUACCAGAUCCUUCUGGCACUCGACGACUCACGGUCCAUGUCCGAGUCGCACUCGGAGCACCUGUCGUUCGAGACGUUGGCCCUGGUGUCCAAAGCGCUCACAAGGCUCGAGGCCGGAGACAUCUCGAUCGUCAAGUUUGGCGAAAGCGUUCAGGUUUUACAUGGAUUCGAUGACGGGCCUUUCAACGAUGCCGCUGGUGCCAGGGUAAUGAACAGCUUUACGUUCAGUCAAACUUCGACAGACGUUCUGGCUCUCGUUGAGACAAGCAUAUCAGUUCUACAAGAGGCGAGAGAGCGGCGCGGAAAUGGGUCAAGCGGUGCAGCGAAUCUAUGGCAAUUGGAGAUCAUCAUCUCGGAUGGGAUCUGCUCGAAUCACGACGAGCUGCGCGCUGUCAUCCGACGUGCACGCGAGCAGCGUAUCCUCGUCGUAUUCAUUGUCGUCGACGCACUCGCUCGCACCCAAGGCGGGGGUGGCAAGGUGGAGAAUUCCAUUUUAUUCAUGAAGCAAGUUCGUGAUGACCUGACGAUCGAACGGUACCUCGAUACGUUCCCGUUCGAGUACUAUGUUGUCUUGCGGGAUGUCAACGCUCUUCCCGACGUCCUGUCCGCGACACUGAAGCAAUUUUUUGAGCAUAUAGCAGAGGAAUAG
Serendipita indica DSM 11827 is the source of this 1917-nucleotide messenger RNA. The record is from the annotation of a GenBank genome assembly. NCBI's taxonomy places the organism in Eukaryota, Fungi, Basidiomycota, Agaricomycetes, Sebacinales, Serendipitaceae.